GUCGGUGUUGUAAACUCUGUCAUACGACGUUUAUAGAGCUUGCGUUUCUUCCUUAAAAAACAGUUUUUAAACGAAUUUUUGCUUCAUGAUGGACAGCAUGAUGAUGAGCCUUGACGAGAUCAUCAAGUCAAAUCGCAUUCGCCAAAAACCAAAAGAGAAACGUGUUGCUCCAAAAGGAAAUCGUCGUGCUGGGGGAAAACGUUUGACCGGGAAGAUAUCGCCAGGAAAUGGAUCUGGAAAGGUUCGUAAAUUCCGCAAGAGGACUGGAGCCACUCAGAAGAUCAAGUCCUCUCGAGGCAACGGGAUUAGUGGAGAAAAAAGACCCACUUCCCUGAUGGUUUGCAAUUUGGACUACGGCGUGAACGAUGCGGACAUCAUGGAACUGUUCAAUGAAAAUGGAAUGAUGAAGAAAGGGGCUGUGCACUACGACAGCUUUGGUAACUCAUUGGGCACCGCCGAAUUGGUAUUUCAAAAUAGCGAUGAUGCCAUGAGAAUCCUAAAGAAGUUCCACGGGGUUCGUUUGGACGGUCGUCGAUUGAAAAUACAUCUGGUUCUGACCACUCCCGAUGUCAAGCCCCAACCAUUCAAGUAUCGUCCUUUCAAGCGCUCUUUUAAGCGUGCUUAUUUGAAGUCUCGGAACAUCAACCGCAGUGUUGGAGAUCUUGAUUCUAUGCCUUGGGGCAGCAGCUUUGGAUCGAACUCGAACUAUAUGCAGGAGCCCGACAAAGAUGUCAUUAUGGGGAGCUGGUUGCCAAACUGGACUCGUUUCUGAAAGUCACAAAUGUAUAUAUACCUCAUGUAUAUUCAAUACUCUUAACCAGGGAAAACUUUUCAUGGUACAGAUAAAUGUAUUGACCAAGUAAUACACGAAGAACAAUUGACUUUGCAUACGAUUCUAACGAUCUUUAAACCACUUCACUCAACAUAUAUCAAUAA
Molecule: messenger RNA, 936 nt
Organism: Drosophila suzukii
Lineage: Eukaryota; Metazoa; Arthropoda; Insecta; Diptera; Drosophilidae
Gene: Ref2
Product: RNA and export factor binding protein 2
Biological process (GO): mRNA export from nucleus
Cellular component (GO): nucleus
Molecular function (GO): mRNA binding
Source: RefSeq, a predicted model, not a curated record